Molecule: messenger RNA, 2621 nt
Organism: Esox lucius (northern pike)
Lineage: Eukaryota; Metazoa; Chordata; Actinopteri; Esociformes; Esocidae
Product: dual specificity tyrosine-phosphorylation-regulated kinase 4
Exons: 14
Coding region: 582-2405 (607 amino acids)
Biological process (GO): peptidyl-serine phosphorylation; peptidyl-threonine phosphorylation
Cellular component (GO): nucleus
Molecular function (GO): protein serine/threonine/tyrosine kinase activity; ATP binding; protein serine/threonine kinase activity
Source: RefSeq, a predicted model, not a curated record
GACUGAACCCAAGCAUUUGGGCAAUUAAGUAAUGCAUAAUGUCAUAUACUGGCUAGAGAGAGGGAAUUGUUUGUCACAAACUAUCAAGAUAUUUUCUUUUGCUGGAGAACUUAACUGGAGAAGGUAUACCAUAUAUUGUAUACGUUCUGUUUGGCUAUACCUGCUACAUAAUGGUAUUACGCUCCACUGUGAUGCACGCUUGGAAAGUUGUGGCGUUCCAACUGAAUCGACGGAACUGGACAUGUGAAUGAACUGACAAACAUUCUAUAUCGGGAGUCCAAGCUGUCGCGGAAUAAGCUUUGACGGUAGAGUACCUUUAACAGGUGGCUCUCCGAAGAUGUACCGUUCCAACAGCUUGCAAUCCAUAAUCUUCGGCUGACGAAGGAUUUACCUUGCUCUGGCUUCACAUCAUUUCACAAAGAGCCCAAGCAUCAUGUUGGUGUGAAGUUUAAUAUUGUAGAUGAACGGUUGGAAAGGCCUGGGAAUGUUUUCAAGCUGUGCGCUCACGUGGACUAACUAGGAGCGCCAUCUCUGCAUAUUUUGUUUUUAUAACAAUUUGAAAUAACCCGGGGUGUAAAGCAAUGUUUCCAGAAGUGAAUAUCAAGACAGGGAGACCCGAUUCCUACAUCCAUCAACACAAACUCCACCCUGACUGCACGCACCUUGGAUCUAGCCGGGCCCAGCAGAAGCAGAACUGUGGCACAGGCAAAGUCACUUUGCCCCAGCUUGAUACAAAGUCCCACCACCAGUCUGAGAGCAUCCUGCCACACUCCACAAGCAAGGGCCUGCAGAACACCUGUGAAAGGCAGCUUCCAGGUACCAGGCACCAGGGCAGCUUUCAGGAUGAGAGAUCACAGAGCCCCGCAUUGGAGUCUGUGGAACAGUCCAUCAACUGCAUGAACAACCAGAAUGAGGCGAGGCAUUUUGAGGGACACAUUCUGCCCAUGUCACCUGCAGAGGUACUGAAAGUGUUCAAAUAUCGUCUGACUGAGCAUGAGCAGGAAGAGAUCAUGGACUACUCAGAGGUCUGGUACCUUGGUCUGGAUGCAAAGAAAAUCAGGGGCUCCCCUAGUCUGCCCCUCAACUCUGGCUAUGACGACGAGAGUGGAGGCUAUCUGAAGAUCACUCAUGACCACAUUGGCUUCCGGUUUGAGGUGCUGGAGGUGAUCGGGAAAGGAUCCUUUGGGCAGGUCCUGAAGUGCCUUGAUCACAAGACCAAUGAAUUUGUGGCCAUCAAAGUAAUACGCAAUAAGAAAAGGUUUCACCACCAGGCCAUGGUGGAGUUAAAGAUCCUGGAUGUGUUGAGAAGAAAGGACAGAGACGACCAGCACAACGUCAUCCACAUGAAGGAGUACUUCUACUUCCGGAAUCACCUCUGCAUCUCAUUUGAGCUCCUGGGAGUGAACCUGUACGAGCUCAUCAAGAAGAACAACUUCCAGGGUUUCAACCAGGUCCUGGUACGCCGCUUUGCUUACUGUCUUCUCAAGUGCUUGCAGAUGCUGCACAAAGAGAAGAUAAUCCACUGUGACCUGAAACCGGAAAACAUCCUUCUGUCACACAAAGGACAAGGCAACGUCAAGGUCAUUGACUUUGGCUCCAGCUGCUAUGAGCAGCAGAGAGUUUACACCUACAUCCAGAGUCGCUUCUACCGCUCCCCAGAGGUGAUCCUGGGUCACCCCUACAGCAUGGCCAUCGACAUGUGGAGCCUGGGCUGCAUCCUGACUGAGCUCUACACCGGCUUCCCCCUUUUCCCCGGGGAGAGCGAGGUGGAGCAGAUUGGAUGCAUGAUGGAGCUGCUCGGAAUGCCCCCAAAGGAUUUCCUGUUGACAGCAACCAGGAAGAGGCUAUUUUUUGAUUCCAAGGGCAUCCCCAGGAAUAUCACCAGCAGUAAGGGGAGGAAGAGACGGCCCAACUCCAAAGAUCUGGCUGGUGUUUUGAAGACCAGCGAUCCUCUCUUUCUGGACUUCAUCAAACGUUGCCUCACAUGGGACCCUAAGAAGCGCAUGACCCCUGAUGAAGCCGUGCAGCAUGAGUGGAUCCAAGAGUCCCGCCUCAACAAGUUCAGGAGGCCCAGCGAGAGCUCCAGCAAUGUGGAGAACAACAUAGAGCAGCAGUCUUUCCACAAGCCAGACCUCAUUAACAGGAUUGUUGAGAAGACAAUCUCAAGAGAUCACAAGGCCAAGAAAGAAAACCCAGUGAAUGUGGUGUCCGCCGAGCGCUUGCCUCCGAUUGGGGCUUCGGCCGAGGACCAGAUUGGGCAGGGCAGGACCCAGAGCACCAGUGGCAAGAAGGAGGUGCCCAGGGAGAGAUCAGUCCACAUUGUCAUCAGGCCCACCCUGGAGCAAGCUGUAGACACUGACAGAGAAAGACUGGAGCACCAGCAAAGCCUGCCCCCAAUCACAUGAAGGCACCAGGGACAGAGGAUGGAGUUCGGCGGGUCACAUCACAUCAGGUUAAUAUCAUAAGAAGUACAUAUAAUAACAUGUUGGGGUCGUGGUAGUAAUAUAUCCUGUUUUGUAGAUGUAGCAGCUUUUUAUUUAUUUAAUUUAUUUGGUAUGUUAAUGGCUGUAUGUCUUGGACACUCGGGUGAAGAGAGGGGCGGAGCUGUCAACUGAUCACUA